AGAUUCUUAAUGGUGACAGAAACGUGUGAUUUCAUUUAUCCUAAUACCCACUCACACACACACACACACACACAGGAGUCGGAGUAUCAUGAGGGAACGAUAGCUUAGUGAGAAGUUGAAGUUCAAGAGCUGAGAGUGAGCCACAGUGCGCUCGCGUGAAAAUCUGUCAUACGACAGUGACGACGACGGUGACGGUGGUUUCAAUCUGAAAGGAAAUAGGAAAAAAAGGAAGCGUGAGAGAAUGUGAUUUUUUUAUGCGCGGUGAAGGAGAGCAAAAUCAUACGCAGAGAGCGGAUGUGACAAGCCUAGUCGAGUGCCAAAACACGAUGAUAUUUUGCAGAAGUUAUACAUCGUCGCGAAGUGCGUGCUUUCUUGACAUGAUUUUCAUGUAUUAAAAAGUGCUGUGAAAGUUCUAUUUAGUGGAAUCGAUAGAAUGAAAUCAGUGUUCAGUUAACAGGAAAGAAGUGCAGAUAUAGAGAUCACUGAUAGAAUACUAAUUAGAUUAUUACAAGAUUUCGAGAGAAAAUCGAUGAAACACUAGGUCAAUGUGAGGCGAAUAUAAAACAAAUCAAAAGCAAUACAAGCAGUAUAAGAGCAUCAUUUAAGAUUGACAGUUACUGCAGUGCCAGAGAAUUGCGAUUCUAAAACAAGGCCAUAUCUAUCGAAGUAUCGUUGUUAUACAUCACGCAAGUGGUUCGAACGCCACUUGUAUAGACCGACACGAAACCGCACGGCACGGCGAUGGAGGCAAUAAUUAGUGCAAUAAAGGACGUCUUCCUCGGUAGUACCUGCGUUCAAAUAAUCAUCGUAUGCAUCCUCCUGAGCCUGGUGUGGCCCACCUUCAAAUACUACGCAAAGCUGACGGCCGUCUUGACGGUUUCAUUCCUAGUCCUGGUGGUACCGAUACCGCUGUUUUUAUUCAAACCCCGGUGGCCGUUGAAUGCUCUCAUUCCCGGGAUCGUUGCGUGUCAGUUCAUUCGGUGGAUCGGCGUGGAGUACGAAAUCCGGGGGUCGGAGCACAUCAAUGUCAAAAAUGGUGGGGUGGCCCUCCUCAACCAUCAGAGUGCCAUCGACAUCGUGCUGCUGUCCCGUUUGCUGCGCGAGUUCCGUAAUAUUGUGCCCGUGGUGAAGAAGGAACUCUUCUACGCUCUGCCAUUCGGAAUUGCCUCCUAUCUCGUGGGGGUCGUGUUUAUCGAUCGGAAAAACAUUUCCUCGGCAAAGGACGUGAUGGCGCGUGAGGCAGUCGCUAUCCAGCAAGAUAACCUCAAAUUGGCCAUAUUCCCUGAAGGCACGCGUCACGACAAGGAUACGCUGCUUCCCUUCAAGAAGGGCUCAUUUCAUGUGGCUAUCGAUUCGCAGUCGGUAAUUCAACAAAUCAUCGUGUCCAAGUAUGGAUUCCUCGAUCACAAAAAGAAACGCUUCGGCCGGGGACGGGUGAUAGUGAAGAUUCUGCCGGAGAUCUCGACCAAGGGAAUGACCAAAGACGACAUCAACCAACUGGUGGACAGUUGUCAAAAGACGAUGCAAGCCGAAUUCGACGCACUCAGUGCAGAAGCGAAACAGUACUGCCAUCUAUAAUAGGGGGGAGCAAACUAUUUUAUGAUUCGGUUGUGUAGGGUGUGGAACCGCGUAGGAAUUCUUUCAAUUCGAUUGUGCUGAGCAUGACAAGCAGAGGACUUGCAUUUAUCAGUACCUGAAAUCAAGUCGUGCGUGUAUUGGCGCACGUUGUAGUCAAUUUGUGAGGUUUGGGAGUGCAAAUGUUGCUUUAAGGAUGCUCAUUUCGGAACUACUGUUUCAAACUAGUUACAACCGUUGGAAUAAGAAACCGUCAAUCUAGUCUAAAUUUAAAACGUCAUUCAGACACUAGAAGUUUAGGGACAGGGGAUCAUGUUUAUUCUACAUUGUUGAUUGUUUAAUAAAUCUGAUUUUUUUU
Molecule: messenger RNA, 1933 nt
Organism: Ochlerotatus camptorhynchus
Lineage: Eukaryota; Metazoa; Arthropoda; Insecta; Diptera; Culicidae
Product: 1-acyl-sn-glycerol-3-phosphate acyltransferase alpha-like
Exons: 5
Coding region: 742-1578 (278 amino acids)
Biological process (GO): phosphatidic acid biosynthetic process
Cellular component (GO): endoplasmic reticulum
Molecular function (GO): 1-acylglycerol-3-phosphate O-acyltransferase activity
Source: RefSeq, a predicted model, not a curated record